This is a messenger RNA of Lepus europaeus (European hare), 3802 nucleotides long. RefSeq names its product UDP-glucuronosyltransferase 2B13-like. The coding region runs from base 560 to 2152 and encodes 530 amino acids. Lineage: Eukaryota; Metazoa; Chordata; Mammalia; Lagomorpha; Leporidae. The record is from RefSeq and is a predicted model, not a curated record. Gene Ontology annotation, molecular function: UDP-glycosyltransferase activity. The transcript is spliced from 8 exons.
UUUUAGUGGUAAACAACUUUGGAUUCCACCCACCUUACUUCCUCUGGGCACCACUUUUGAAUUACUUCGUGUAACUAAUUUUCCCACAUACUCCCCCUUUUUUGUUUUUAGCCGACGCCCACCUCGUUUGAGGUUCGGGAAUACGGACACCUCCAUUAGGAAGCAUGUCGGGCUACACAGAAUAUGUGGGGAAAUCAGUUACAGGAAGCAGCACAGCGCAUGGAGCCCGGCGCGGACCAUCGGAGACGGAGCAGCGGCAGUAGGGGCGGCCAGGGCCAGCAGUAGCCUUGGCACUCGGCCAACGGCUGCCGCCCACCGGGUCAAGCGGCGGCGCGGAUCCGGAGAAGGACCACGGCGAGCCAUCCCAAAGUACUGAAUACAAUAGAAGUGGCUGGAAAAAGUCCAUAUGAACCUAUAGGAGGACAGGUACUCUGAUUGUUCAUAGGCAUGAAUACUUUGACCUGGACGAGUUAUAUUUUAACUACAUGAUAGUUCUCCUUGCAUAUAUCCAAGAGCAGAGGCAGCAAGAGUUUGAAGGGAAACUUUGCCUUUAACCAGGAUGUCUAUGAAGUGGAUUUUGGUUCUUCUGUUGCUUCAGCUGAGCUGUUACUUCAGCUCUGGGAGAUGUGGAAAGGUGCUGGUGUGGCCAGUGGAUUACAGUCAUUGGAUCAAUAUAAAGACCAUCCUGGAUGAGCUCGCCCAGAGGGGACAUGAGGUGACUGUUCUCAAACCUUCACCUUCUGUUCUACUUGAUCCCAACAAAUCUCCUGGUAUUAAAUUUGAGACUUUUCCUACAUCAAUAUCCAAAGAUGAGUAUGAGAUGCUUUUCACGAACGAACUCAUGAACAUUGUUCUGGAAUUGGCUAAGUAUCCAUCUUGGAAAUACUUUUCAAAACUUCAAGAAAUGUCAAUGGAAGAAUCAGAUUUUUCUGAAAAUAUCUGUAGAGAUGCAGUUUUGAACAAGACACUUGUGACAAAACUGAAAGAAUCGAGGUUUGAUGUCAUUCUUGCCGAUGCCCUGUGGCCCUGUGGUGAGCUGCUGGCUGAGCUACUUGAAGUUCCCUUUUUGUAUACGCACCGUGUCUUUCUUGGCUAUACAUAUGAAAAGUACAGUGGAGGACUUCUGUUUCCCCCUUCCUAUGUUCCUGUUAUUAUGUCACAAUUAACUGAUAAGAUGACAUUCAUGGAGAGGGUAAAAAAUAUGUUGUAUGUGCUUUAUUUUGACUUUUGGUUCCAAAAUUUUAAUGAGAAGAAAUGGGAUCAAUUUUACAGUGAAGUUCUAGGAAGACCCACUAAAUUAACUGAGUUAAUGGGCAAAGCUGACAUGUGGCUCAUUCGCACCUACUGGGAUGUGGAGUUUCCUCGCCCACUCUUACCAAAUGUUGAUUUCAUUGGAGGGCUCCACUGCAGACCUGCCAAACCCCUGCCUAAGGAAAUGGAAGACUUUGUGCAGAGCUCUGGAGAAGAGGGAGUUGUGGUGUUUUCCCUGGGGUCAAUGAUCAGUAAUUUGCCAGAAGAAAGGGCCAAUGUGAUUGCAUCAGCUCUUGCCCGGCUUCCACAAAAGGUUCUGUGGAGAUAUAAUGGCAAGAAACCAGAUACCUUAGGACCGAAUACUCAACUGUAUAAUUGGAUACCUCAGAAUGACCUUCUUGGUCAUCCAAAAACCAAGGCUUUCAUAACUCAUGGUGGAACCAAUGGCAUCUACGAGGCAAUACACCAUGGUGUCCCUAUUGUGGGCCUUCCUUUGUUUGGGGAUCAGUUUGAUAACAUUGUUCACAUAGAGGCCAAGGGAGCAGCUAUUAAAUUGGACUUAAUCACAAUGUCAAGUUCAGAUUUGCUCAAUGCUUUGGACACCGUCAUUUAUGAUCCUUCAUAUAAAGAGAAUGCUAUGAGAUUAUCAAGGAUUCACCAUGAUCAGCCCACGAAGCCCCUGGACCGAGCAGUCUUCUGGGUCGAGUAUGUCAUGCGCCACAAAGGAGCCAAACACCUUCGGGUUGCAGCCCACGACCUCACCUGGUACCAGUACUACUGUCUGGAUGUGAUUGGGUUCCUGCUGGUCUGUGUGGCCGCUGCAGUGUUCAUCAUCAUAAAAUGUGGUCUGUUUUUUUACUGGAAAUUCGUUAAAACUGUUAAAAAGAGCAAAAGAGAGUAGUUGUAUGUUGGUCUGAAACUGAGAGACCUGAAAGAUGGAAGGUCUCAGUUUAAUUCAACAAAGUGAGGAUAUCAUGCAAGUUUACCUUCUUCCUAUGAUGAACUGUUUUCAACCUACCUGAAGAAACCAAAAUUUGUCCAAGGUUUUAUAAAACCUCUUGAAGAGUUGGAAAUACAUUAAAAAAAACAUUAUAAACAAUAAAAAUAAAAUUGCAUGUGUGCAUAUUGAAAUUUACCAUUGAAAUUUACAAUUUGGGGGCCAGCGCUGUGGUGUAGCAGGUAAAGCCACAGCCUGCAGUGCUGCAUCCCAUGUGGGUGCCAGUUGGAGGCCCGUCUACUCCAUUUCUGAUUCAGCCCUCUGCUAUGGCCUGGGAAAGCAUUAGAAGAUGGGCCAGGUCCUUUGGCCCUUGUACCCACAUGGGAAGACCCAGAGGAAGCUCCUGGCUCCUGGCUUCGGAUCAGCACAACUCCAGCCAUUGCGGCCAAUUAGAAAGUGAACUCGCGAAUGGAAGACCUCUCUCUCUCUGCCUCUGUGUAACUCUGACUUUCAAAUAAAUAAAUAAAUCUUUUUUAAAAAAUUGCAAUUUAUGUUUAAAAAUCACUGAGCUUAACUGUGUUUCACAAGUUCUAGAGACCCCAGAGUUAUAAGAAAUCUACACUUGGGGCUGGUGAUGUGGCAAAGCAGGCAAAGCCACUGCCUGCAGCACUGGCUUCCCAUAUGGGGGUACCUCUGUGAGAUCCGGCUGCUCCACUUCUGAUCCAGCUCCCUGCUAAUAUUCUCAUAAGAAACUGCUGUUGACUCCUGGCUUCAGUAUGGCUCAACCCUGGCUGUUGCAGCCAUUCUGGGAGUGAACUAGUGGAUGGACGAUCUCUCUCUCUCUCUCUCUCUCUCUCUCUCUCUCUCUAAUUCUGCCUUUCAAAUAAAUAAAUAAAUUGCAAGGAAAAAAAAGAAAAUAUCAGAAGUAAAAAGUACAUUUAGAAGCUUGUGUUUUGGUUUGGUAGGUUAAGCCACCACCUGUGAUGCAGGCAUCCCAUAUGGGUGCCCAGUUCAUGUCCUGGGUGCUCCACUUCCAUUCCAGCUCCCUGUUAAUGUGCCUGGGAAAGCAGCAGAAGUUAGUCCAAGUGCUUGGGCCCCUGAUAGUCUUGUGGAAGACCCAGAUGAAGUUCCCAGUUCCUGGCUUCAGCCUGGCCCAGCUCUGACCAUUAUCGCCAUCUGGAGAGUGAACCAGUGAAUGCGAGAUCACUCUUACUCUGUCACUUCCUCUCUCUCUUGUAACUCAGACUUUCAAAUAAAUAAAUAAAUAAACAAAUCUUUUAAAGAAUGCAUUGAAGGUAUAGGCAAUUGGCACAGAGGUGAUGCUGCUUGGAAGGCACACUUCCUACAUUCAGAUGCCUGGGAUGUGAGUGCCAAUUCUGCUUCUAGCCUGAGUUCCAGUUAAUGCAUACUUGGGGGUCCAUUGGAUGAUAGCUCAUGUACAUUGUUCUUGACAUCCAUGUGGAUAAUCAGAUUGCUUUUCAAGCUCCUGGCUGUGGACUUGGCAUUUGGAAAAUGUAACAGUGAAUGGAAAGUCUGCUUGUGUUUGUUCCCUUUUUCUAUCUUCCUUUCAAAUAAAAUGAAAAUAAAUGAAUAAAAAUUAAAAGUUAAAACAUG